Messenger RNA from Hydractinia symbiolongicarpus, 1851 nucleotides. RefSeq lists its product as uncharacterized. The transcript has a single exon. Bases 78 to 992 code for a protein of 304 amino acids. The record is from RefSeq and is a predicted model, not a curated record. NCBI's taxonomy places the organism in Eukaryota, Metazoa, Cnidaria, Hydrozoa, Anthoathecata, Hydractiniidae.
GUUUUUAAAAAAUUCAGAUAGUUAAAAAAAAUUUCCUUUCUUAGAGCAUAUAAAUAGGAGAGUGGCUGAUACCUAAAAUGUGGAUUGUUCAGAGAUUAUGUCGUCUUGAUAGGGCGUGCAAUAUUGUUGUAACAGCAAUUCGAUUAAAAAGCAGACUGAAUAAACUUCAUCCAAUCACCGAGACAAUUUUCAAAUCACGAAAUUCUUUUCACACAUCAUGCACUUCACCAUUUACCCUUCUUCAAGGAAAAUCGCAGUACGAAUACGAUCCAAAUACAGAUUCGUUUCGACCUAAAGAUCAAGUCAGUUAUAUCAACACUCCAAACUCUUCUAAAGAAGGUAAACAAAACAAUGCAAGUGCAUUUUUGAAAAGGUUUAUUCGAAAUGUGUUCCUUCUCACCGGUGGUGUGGUUUGGAUAGGAGCUUUGUUUGUGUCUUUGUUUGUGGAUGUGAAGGAAGAAGAUUUAGAACAUCGUAUUCGAGAUCUUGAUGAUGAAGUACGUUUGCUAGCGUUUUACGAUGUUGGUCGGUUUACAUCAGACCUAGCGAAAAUGAUGUCCAAGGAUAAAAGUCUGGACGAUAUUCUGGAUUUUCAUUCUUUUGCAAGUUCUAAACAAGAGGCGUUCUUGAAUGUAAUUAAAUGGAUUCAAGACCAGGAGACGAUUAAAGAUACACUAGGCUCGCCUGUUCAUUUAUGUGGGUUUCGUGCUGCCGGUAAAAUAAGUGAAAUGAUUCAAUGCUUUCAGCAUUUGGCAGAACAUGGUAUUAAAAACCAUUUGAAGGAGAUUGAAAACAAAAACUUAUGGAAAGCUGAAUGUAUUCUGGAGGGAAGUAAAGGAGUUGCUUUAGUAACACUGGCUUUUGAAAGAACAAACAAGCAUAGCGAAUGGGUAUUGACUAAAAUUAGUGUUGCGUUGUUGGAACCAGAUAGAAAUACUGUUUUUGAACAAGAAUCUGCUUUACCUGAUGGUGUUGCCAUGGUUAUGAGUUAAAAAAGCGAACAAACUAUAUCUUGCUAUAUACAGGGUGCAGAGUGAACCUUCAGAAAGGAGAAGGAAAUUUUAAAAAACCGUCAGGAAACACCUGGAAAACUCAGGGAAAUGUCACAAAAAUUAUUUUAUGUUCCAAUAAUAUUUGAAAAUAAAUUGUUUCAAAAUAUUAUAUGCCUACCUCCUCUAAUGCCUACCUCCCGAAAACUUUUCUUGUCAAAAUUUACCCUAUGAAGGUAAUCAUAUGUAUUCGUGAUAUUUAUGUUCUCGGAGAACGGUAUAUACCAUUUUUAAAACACUCUUAUAUCAAACAUCUGUUUUUAGUGGGAAUUUUUUUUUUAUCCGUUAAAAUAAAUUCGCGCGAAUUUUUGUUUUUAUAGCUGUUUAACAUUGAUUUUUGUUAAAAAAAAAAACCGUACCUAAAGCUGAAUGUUCAGUAUUAGGUCCAGUUACAAUUCAUUACCUGUGAAAUGCUUUUUCUCCCGGACCUUCAUCUUAAGCUGUUUUUAUGUCAAGUUUCAACUUUUCCUUUGUUGCACAGAAGAGCGUAUUCAUACAUAUUCAUACAUACAUAAAUGAUCUUAGAAAACGAUUUGUGAAAAAAUAUGAGCGAAAAGAAUGGUACAAAUUUACUCUGUACUCUGUAUUAUUAUGGCACCUGUUAUAAUUUUUCUAUGAAAAAAAAAGAUUGUGAAAUAAUUUUAUUGCAAUGUAAUAUACUUAUAAUCUAAUUAAAUGAGUAUAUGGACUUCUUAAUUUUUUUAAUUUACGACAAUUUGCUUUGUUAUUCAGAAGAUGACCUUGCUUUUACUUUGUUUUGUUGUAAGUUUUGUUGAACAUAGAAAAAAAUUAUUUUAUUCCA